AUGCUCGUCGGCUUCACGCUAGCUAGGAGCCCUCUGCUCCUCUCGCUGAGCAUGACGUCAGAGGCCCGGAACCGACAGACCUACCUUCGCGCGUCGGCGGCAGUGAUCUGGGACGUCGACGGCACCCUGGUGGAGUCAACCACCCUGGGAUUCACCGCAACGAACGAAGUGCUUUCAACAAGCGGAUACCGGAUGGUGACCGAGGAUGAGUACAAGCUAGGAUGCCGCUUCACCACCCCAGAUCGCUUCAACUACCACAUCGAGCGGCCCGCCGGAUCCGCUGAGGGCGGCCAGCUCGGCGAUCUCUUCGACAAGACGUACGUUCGGCGCGUCUCGCGCGAGACGGCGGGCCUCUUCGACGGGCUCGAGAAGCUUCUGCGCUCCCUCACCAUCGCCGGCCACCCGAUGGCGGUGCUCUCGAAUGCGUGCGGCGAGUACGUGCGUGCGGUGCUCUCGGCAAACGAGCUCGACGAGAAGCCCGGCGUGCGCGUGCCGCUCUUCAAGGAGGCGCUCGGCGCCGACGAGGUGGCAGAGGCGAAGCCUUCGGGCGUGGGCUUGCUCGAGAUUUGCUCGAGGAUUGAGGCGGUGCCCGAGGCGUCGGUCUAUGUUGGCGACGCGCCGACGGACGGCAAGGCGGCGCGCGCCGCAGGCAUGCGGUCGGUCGGCGUCGCUUGGGGCGCGAAUCCGGCAGCAGCGCUCGAGGCCGACUUCGACGUGGUUGUGAGUGACGUGCCCGCCCUAAUCGUGGCGUUGCGCACGUUGCUUGGAGACGAUGAGAAAUCGUAG
Emiliania huxleyi CCMP1516 is the source of this 786-nucleotide messenger RNA. RefSeq lists its product as hypothetical. Gene Ontology annotation, molecular function: phosphoglycolate phosphatase activity. The record is from RefSeq and is a predicted model, not a curated record. The transcript has 4 exons. Gene Ontology annotation, biological process: DNA repair; dephosphorylation. The coding region runs from base 1 to 786 and encodes 261 amino acids. Lineage: Eukaryota; Haptophyta; Isochrysidales; Noelaerhabdaceae.